AUGUGAUGCGCGCGGCAUGGUGACGUUGCCACAAAAAAAAAGGCAGCCUGCAAGCGCACGAGCUCCAUACUUUAUUCACCACAAAUUACAACGUGAGCUCCACCGUAGCAACAUGUAACUCCUCUCCACCAGAGGAGGGAACACCGAAAAGAUGGAGCUCGAGAUGGAGAACCAAAGUCAGCCUUUCAACGCAUACACCGCGCGGCCGCCCGCUACACCUGCAUUGGGGAUGGGUGUGGACAACUUCAUCUCUCUUCUGAUAUUUGCACUCAUUUUCAUCCUCGGCGUGCUCGGGAACACCAUGGUGAUCACGGUGCUGGCGCGCCGCAAACCGGGACAGCCGAGGAGCACCACCAACAUCUUCAUCCUCAACCUGAGCGUGGCAGACCUGUCCUACCUGCUCUUCUGCGUCCCCUUCCAGUCCACCAUCUACAUGCUGCCCACGUGGGUGCUGGGAGCGUUCAUCUGCAAGUUCAUCCACUACUUCUUCACCGUGUCCAUGCUGGUCAGCAUUUUUACGCUGUCGGCCAUGUCCGUGGACCGCUACGUGGCGAUCGUCCACGCCAGGAAGUCCUCUUCAAUCCGGGUGUGGAGGCACGCCAUGCUCGGGGUGGUGCUCAUCUGGAUCCUGUCCCUGGUCAUGGCUGCGCCCGUUGCGCACUACCAGACCAUCGUGGAGAGGGAGGUUAACGACACCUUCUGCUGGGAGGUCUGGCCGGAUCACCACAGGAAAAUCGACGUGAUGUGCACGUUUGUUUUGGGAUACGUCCUGCCGCUCGUGUUGAUAUCGGUCUGCUAUGCAAAGGUUUUAAAACAUCUGCAUAAAAAGUUGAAGAAUGUCUCCAAAAAAUCAGAGCAGUCCAAAAAGAAGACUGCCCAGACGGUCCUAGUGGUGGUCGUGGUCUUCUGUCUGUCUUGGUUACCCCAUCACAUCGUCCAUCUGUGGGUGGAGUUUGGCUCCUUCCCCCUCAACCAGGCGUCCUUCGUAUUCAGGGUGGUGGCUCACUGCUUGGCCUACAGCAACUCCUCCGUGAACCCCAUCAUCUACGCCUUCCUGUCAGAGAACUUCAGGAAGUCCUACAAGCAGGUGUUCUGGUGCCGGGUGUCCAGCACAUGUCCCGUGAAGGACAGCAAGGAGGUGCGCAGCCGGAUGGAGAAGGGGCCGUCCACCAACAUCAGUGUCACUUACAAAGGUCACAACUCUCAGAUCAGUAAAAUGCUUUGAUUUUGCGCGCUGACGUUGGGAACCUCGUCUUUGUCCUGAGCAGAUACUUGAGGUUGAUAUGUUUAUUGAUUUGAGACUUUUAAAAAAUACAAUUGUGAAACACUAUUGAUAAACAACUGUGCUGGAGCAACCCUCUUUAUCGAACUUGUUAACCUUUUACUCGUUUUAUUGCACAUUUGCAAAUAAGAUUCUCCUCAGACACUUUUGCUGUGGUUUUUGCCGUUUGCUACCCGCCACCAGCUCAGCCGUCGCUAGGCUAAGCUAGCUGAGAGCAAAGUGCACAAGGACAGCAGGAAAAGUUGCUGGUUCAAUAUGUUCCACCCGGUGGAAUUCAGUCUCCGAGAUAAUCAAAUG
Pungitius pungitius (ninespine stickleback) is the source of this 1579-nucleotide messenger RNA. Its product is annotated as galanin receptor type 1. Bases 152 to 1225 code for a protein of 357 amino acids. Lineage: Eukaryota; Metazoa; Chordata; Actinopteri; Perciformes; Gasterosteidae. Gene Ontology annotation, cellular component: plasma membrane. Gene Ontology annotation, molecular function: galanin receptor activity. Gene Ontology annotation, biological process: negative regulation of adenylate cyclase activity; positive regulation of cytosolic calcium ion concentration; G protein-coupled receptor signaling pathway. The transcript is spliced from 3 exons. The record is from RefSeq and is a predicted model, not a curated record.